Molecule: messenger RNA, 594 nt
Organism: Iphiclides podalirius (scarce swallowtail)
Lineage: Eukaryota; Metazoa; Arthropoda; Insecta; Lepidoptera; Papilionidae
Source: the annotation of a GenBank genome assembly
AUGAGUGAGGAAGAACGGGAGAAAAGAGCCUACGUUCUUUUGGGUAUAUCUGUCUCGCGUGAACCAAGUCACGACUCCGUUCUACGUACAAGACCGUUGGCACCACCGCGUGAUGUUAGAAGACGCUUGCGGACUUUAGAACGAAUGUUGUCUCUCAACGGUCGCGCGUCAGAACGUUGUUAUGUGCUACAUGAAUUGGCCCGACUCUAUGUUGAUACCAAACAAGCACACAAAGCAAGGGUCUAUGCUCAUAAGGGCCAAGCAGAGGCUAGGUCUGCCGAUCAACGGAUCUGGUUGCUGAACCUCACAUUUCUCCUGGCGCGAUGCCACUUACUCCAAAACAACAGACCUGAGGCGAGAGCGGCAUUACUUGAGGGUGCCGGGUUGGCACGCUCCUUUGGUUUUGCAGAUGCCGUUGCAUUUUUUGAUACGUGCGUCAACAUAUCGGCGGAAGGAGAGAUAGGAUCAUCAGAGGCGUUACUGGAUAAGCGUGAAAAGGAAAUGGUUAAUUUGAUGCAGGAUGAAGACCUUAAGUCAGCUGCGAAGUAUCUGUUUAAAAGGAUGUCUGUCAUACCUGCUUCAAGGUUAGAAUCC